AUGCCUGCGGGCCAUGGCCGUGGUUACGAAGUGACGGAAGUCGCAGGCCAUGGUUUGGGCGUGGUGGCACUGCGCGACUUCAAGGCCAAUGAGUUCGUCUUCCAGGAAUGCAGCCUGAUGACGGUGAAGACCUACACGCUCCUGAGCGGCGUCCUGGUCCUCCGGCGUGAAAAGGUGGAGACAAAGUACGACCUCCUCUCCGAUGCCGAGCAGCGUCAGUACCGCAGCCUGCACCCCGUGGCCGACGGCGCCGCGGCCGCGGCCGCCUCCGAAACCGACGCCGCGCUGCGGCAGCGUCUGGGGACGAGUUCGGCCGGUGCGGCUCAAGCCGUGGCGGCGUUGAGUGCGCAGGAACAUCUGAAAAUUUGGGAGUCCUGUGGAUUUCAUUACUGUGACUCAUCGGAUGUGAAACGAAAUCAAGUUUUGCAUUUGAUGAUAUGCCCGGCCUUUCUGAGCGUUUUCACCGGUGCCUGCUAUGCGUAUCGAUUUCAAGGGCAAAUCACCAAGUCCAUCUUGGCUGCUGGAGUCCUGUUCUUUGCCAUUAUGGGCCCCAUCUGUGCGAGACUGUUCUAUUUUGGCUCGCAAGGACUCUUUCUGACUGCUUCCAGGUUAAAUCACAGCUGCUUGCCCAACUGCCAGGUGCAAAUUGAGGCCAAAGCGCCUGGGUCCCCCCAGUUGUCGCUCUGCACCAAGCAGCAGCUGCAAAAGGGUCAGGAGUUGACCAUCGACUACAUCUCGGAGUUGCAGCAUUUGGACCUCAGCGAGCGAAGGAAACUGUUGGAGCAAGACUAUGGCUUCAACUGCAGCUGUCCACGCUGCGCCGGUGCUGCGAGCGCUGCGAGCGCUGCAACGGAAGAAGAAGAGGAGUCCUGA
Molecule: messenger RNA, 873 nt
Organism: Cladocopium goreaui
Lineage: Eukaryota; Dinophyceae; Suessiales; Symbiodiniaceae
Source: the annotation of a GenBank genome assembly